Malaclemys terrapin pileata is the source of this 2168-nucleotide messenger RNA. It is a transcript of the gene SPAG16, whose product is annotated as sperm associated antigen 16. The record is from RefSeq and is a predicted model, not a curated record. Gene Ontology annotation, molecular function: protein binding. Bases 24 to 1892 code for a protein of 622 amino acids. Gene Ontology annotation, cellular component: axonemal central apparatus. The transcript has 16 exons. NCBI's taxonomy places the organism in Eukaryota, Metazoa, Chordata, Testudines, Emydidae. Gene Ontology annotation, biological process: axoneme assembly.
CCGACCCGGAGAGCCGGCCGGCGAUGGAGGGGGAGGCGGCGGUGGCCGGAGCCGAGGGGCCCUUCUGCCUGCAGCAGGUUACCAUUACAGAAGACUCAGAAGAUGAUUAUCAGUAUGAAGAGGUUCCAGCAGAUGAUGAUUUUAGUCUCCUAGAAGGUGAUGAAGAUCUGAUAAAGGCUUUGCAGACAAUACAGGAGCAGGCUGAAGAUGCACAAAUUAUAGCUAGGCAAUCUGUUCUGACUUCUAAGCAUUCAGUGUCUGAAAUACCUGAAGUUGUGGAUGACUUUCUUUGCAAUUUUCUGGUCAGAAUGGGGAUGGUCAGAACCCUUGACUGCUUCCAAACUGAAUGGUAUGAACUGAUGCAGAAAGGUGCAAUUGAACGUAAAGAUAUUGGAUUUGUCCCAGAUAUGUACACCUACAAUCAGCAUUUGGAGAUGGAGAACAGAAGAUUAAAGAAGGAAUUGGAAAACUAUAAACUGGCUGCCAGCAAAGCUAAGGAGGCUCUGCAAAAAAUACAGAAAGAACGUGAUUUCCAUCGAAUGCACCAUAAGCGAGUGGUCCAGGAAAAAAACAGGCUCAUUAGUGAUAUUAAAAGGCUGAAGGCACAUUAUGCAUCAUAUGAGCCAAUGCUGAAGCAGUUGACUGAAAAAUACCAGACUAUAUUGAGACAGAAAAUGCUAACCAACCUGGAGAGAGACAGAGCAGUUGGUCAGGUUACAGGUUUACAAGCUACAUUACAAAAUUUAGAAUCUGGGCGUGCCAGUGAGAUCCCUGUGACUAGAGCAGGUCAUAGGUGUGAAAGGGAGGAUGGAAGACAGGGUCCUACGCAGAAAGCUGUUCAAGAAAACAGGGAACAAAAAUAUCUGUAUGCUGGUGUUGCUCCAUAUGAUCCCGCCAAAGAUCCAACAAAGCAGAUGGACAAGAGGUAUUCAAAGGAUUCAGAAUUUCCCAUAGAUACUCAAGUGAACCCUUAUCUUGCUCGUGCCAAGGAAUGCACCCGGCCAUUGAAAUCUGGAGUAUACAGGCUGAGCAGCACUUUAAAAGUCCAUGAUCUAGCAGUCAGCUGUUUGGCUUUGCAUCCUCGGAAAGACAUUGUGGUAACUGCAAGUGAUGACCGCCUCUGGAAGAUGUGGGCCUUUCCUAAUGGGAACAUCAUAAUGACAGGCGAAGGCCACACUGAUUGGCUUUCUGGCUGCUGCUUCCAUCCAAGUGGCACCAAACUGGUCACUUCAAGUGGAGAUACAACAGUACGGAUAUGGGACUUCACAAAGGGUGAAUGUAUUCUGACUUUAGAAGGACACAGCCGUGCAGUCUGGGACUGCUCAUGGCACUCCUGUGGAGAUUUUGUGGCUUCUGCUUCCAUGGACAACACCAGCAAAAUAUGGGACAUUAACAGUGAGAGAUGCAGAUACACCAUGCGUGGACAUAAGGAUUCGGUCAAUAGUAUAGAGUUUCUUCCAUUCUCCAACACCAUUCUCACCAGCUCUGCAGACAAGACCCUAUCUCUCUGGGAUGCCAGAACAGGCUUCUGUGCUCAGACUUUCUAUGGUCACCUGCAUUCCUGUAAUCAUGCUACAUUCAACAUGAAGGGUGACACCAUUGUUUCCUGUGACUCCUACGGUGUGAUGAAGUUCUGGGAUGUUCGGAGGGUAACACCAAUGGUAUCUAUAGAUGCGGGCCCCCAUCCUGGCAAUCAAGUGGUCUUUGACCCAUCCGGUCACGUCGUGGCCCUGGCAAGCAACGACGGCACGGUGAAGACCCUGGAACUCAACUCGGGGCAGCUGUCCAGCUUGGUGGGCCACGAGGACGAGGUGCAGAGCGUUGUCUUUGAUCACAAGGCAGAGCACCUGCUUUCGGGGGGCUCGGAUGGAACCGUUCGACUCUGGAGCUGAGUGAGCCCCGCUGGGGGUCCGGGUCAGGGCAGACUCAGCGCCUGGGGGGACCGAUUGGCCACCAGGCCAGCAGCCAUUCACCGGCGAAAUGUCUUCGCCCUUAUUGUGUGCAGGGAGCGGUCAUUGCGUGAAACGGUGAAAUGACUCGAACUCUGCCUUUGAUCCAAAUAAAGUCCCGCAUUUCUCUUUGUGCGGAAGCGUGUCUUUCUGAACCUCUCCUUUGGGUGCUGCUGGAGAAGUAGCUUUACAAUGACGCCUAAUGCCAGCCCCGACGAA